Messenger RNA from Cucurbita pepo subsp. pepo (vegetable marrow), 871 nucleotides. Its product is annotated as ER membrane protein, putative (DUF962). Lineage: Eukaryota; Viridiplantae; Streptophyta; Magnoliopsida; Cucurbitales; Cucurbitaceae. Gene Ontology annotation, cellular component: endoplasmic reticulum. The record is from RefSeq and is a predicted model, not a curated record. Gene Ontology annotation, biological process: sphingoid catabolic process.
CCAAUAAACACAUCCUUUAACAAUUGUCUAACCCUCAUAAUCUAUUCGGUUAUCUCCCUUUGCACGCCUUCCCUCUUCUGAGAACAUUUUCCAGCAAUCGUUUCGUAUUGGGGUUGUCUAUUCCCCCCCAAAAUUCUAUGGGGAAGACUGCAUUUUUUGAUCUGGAAAGGCACUUCGCCUUCUAUGGCGCUUAUCACAGCAACCCAAUCAACAUUUUCAUCCAUGUCCUGUUUGUUUGGCCGAUUUUCUUCACCACUCUCAUGUAUUUGUAUUUCACCCCUUCUUUCUAUACGAUUCCCAAAUCCCCUUGUGGGUUUGAUCAUGGCCUGGUUUUGAACUUCGGAUUUCUUUUCACUUUAAUCUAUGCUGCAUCUUAUGUGAUUUUCGAUAAGAAAGCAGGGUCCAUGGCCGCUUUGCUUUGUUUCGUCUGUUGGGUUGGAGCAAGCUUCAUCUCCAAUAGACUUGGUUAUUCCCAGACUUGGAAGGUGGUACUGGCUGCUCAGCUGUUCUGUUGGACAAACCAGUUUAUAGGCCAUGGAGUGUUUGAGAAACGUGCACCGGCUUUGUUGGACAAUCUUGCACAAGCCUUUCUAAUGGCUCCAUUCUUUGUGUUUUUGGAGGUUCUUCAAACUUUAUUCAAAUAUGAACCAUAUCCUGGGUUUAGUGCAAGUGUGCAAGCAAAGAUAGAAGCAGAUAUAAAAGAGUGGAAAGAAAAGAAGAAGCUCUCAUAGGUUGAAUUGCCUGGACUUCGAUUAAAAAAAGGUCUGAUCUGGGUUGCCUUUAGUAAAAAUAGUGUGAAAACUAACUAACUACUUCAUAUGAACAUUUCAAAAUCUAUCAAUGAUAUUAUUGUACAUGUUCUGCUUUUCAA